AUGCAGGCGAACAUGGCCCAUUUCGGCAACUCCUCACACAUCAACGUCGAGGAGGGGAUGUCUUACGAGGACUUUGAAGCCUAUUUCGAGAAUCGCGAGAAGCUCGGCACCGAUGGCUUUGAUCUCUUGCGUGGACUGGGCAUUGAGGUGUCUUCCCGCUCGCGGAAUACGGACCCGCAGGAUGACGAGGUGGAGAACUACGAUUUCGACGAUCACAACCACACCUCUGAAGCCAGAAAGGUCUUGGCGCAAAUGGAUACGAACCAGCGGAACAGCCUUUGGUCCCGCACCCAUACUGCCAACACGCAGCUGGCCGAGGAGACCAAAGCGGAUCGCUGCUCUUGUUGCAAGAGAUCGGCUGCCGCGUUACAGAUGGACUCGUUGACGAACAACAGGACAUUCAUCGCCCCGGCUCGUGUUCUUCAAUGCCUGCUGCCGGAUGUCUUGAACAAUGAGUACGUGAUGUAUGCCAUUGCGCACUCGAGCAAUGAAGACAUCUUCAAUUUCGAGGGCUGUCAGGCGAUCAUCAGCCUGGGCUGGAACCAGGCUUGGCGGGGAGCCCUCCUGGACAGCUUCAUCAGCGUGAGCCUUGCGGUGCUGUUUGCAGUCAUCACGCUCUUCCUGCAAGACACACCGGAGAAAGUUCCCAGUGACCGGUACAUCGUGCUGGCUGCGAGCGCUGUUCUUGUGUCCCUGAACUUCUUGAAGGAGCUCUUUUCGCUGCAGGGUAUGUUCUUGCUGGGGAAGCUGCGGCAGCACUUGACGACGGCGGCAAAUUACUUGGUCUGGGUUCGCAUUGGGCUUUGCUACGUGGUCAUAUCGGAUCUGGCCUACGAGCACCAGCAGUGGACGACACCAUCCUCCGAGUUCAGUAUCCUCUUGGCUGUCACCGUGCUUCUGCGCUGGGCGCACGUCCUGACGACCUUUCGAGGGUACCAGUGGGUUGGCGAGAAGGUUCUUCCCAUUGAGCGAGCCUUGAUCUCGUCGCGAAUGUUUGCCGCGAUCCUGUUGGUGGCCGGCUGUGCUUUCACCAAUGCCUACAUCGCCCUGGGGUUGACCGGUGCGGACAGAGUUUUCGAUUCCUUCUAUGUGAUCUAUCGCCUGGGCUUCCUGAGUGAUCUCGAGAACCCAGUGUGGAACACCCAGGACACCAAGAAGGAUCUUGCCGCGGUACUGAGCAUGAUCUCUGGCCUUCUCAUGACGGUGGUGAUGAUGAAUAUCUUCAUCGGCAUUCUGUCAGAGAGCUAUGCCCAGGCCUACCACAACCGCUACCGCAGCUUCCAGCGCGAGCGGGCUCGGAUUGCGUUUGCCCACAGUGUCAGGAGGAGGGCCGCAGAGGCCUGGCUCGCGGCAAUCUGCUGCUGCCGCAAGCGACAAAUCGUAGUCGCCAAGAGCAAGUAUCUCUGGUACAGCGUCAAACAGAUGCAGGCAGUACCCCAAAUGGGGACGAAACCUCUUCGGCCAGAGAAGAAAAGGACGCACUCUGGAGGAAGGCGAAUGUCCACGAUUGUCCGCGGGCUCAUGCUUCAGAAGCAGUCGUCCACACUGGCUCGGUCGGAAGACCUGUCUUCAACGGGCAAGAAGCUACCUCGGGGUCUCAGCGUCCUGAGCCGCCUGAGCAAUAUCGAGCAGCACGCGGCACCGCCACCCCUGAAGGAUUCCACCACGCUUCAGGGCAUCGUCCCCAGCCCGGACAACGGCAAGUCAUCGCCACCAUCAAGGAGCCCAAAUCUCGGCAACCACGAGCCACGAGGCGUGGUAGUUCCUGGCAUGGUGGAAGAGGAACUGCCAGGUCUGUGUGGCCACUUGCUGACUCAAGUCUUGGCAGAGGAAGCUAUUGAACAGAUGACAACCUCAACCGACUCCCUGGAGAUCACAACUACUUGUAGCGAUAGCAUCAUCAUUACCACCGCCGUUGUGAGAAGCAUCCUGGAAGUGGUGAAGAUCACGAAAUCGCAUCGCCAAAGCAAAGACAGUUACAUGCUUACUGGAACAGUCAUGUCGUUUCUGAACCUUCGAAGAGAAUAUGGAGUCAACGAUGAGGCCGCAGUGGACGCGACGGGCAGCUGGAGCUACGCGGAGCUCCGUGUAGCUGCGGACAACAUUGCAGCACUCUUGCGCCGACAAGGUGUUGCGGGCCAUGAGGCCCCGGAGUGGCAGGCACAGCCACCUGCGCCACGGCCUUUAGCGCUUGCGCUCAAACGCGACCGGCUGUUUUAUGCCGUGUGCUAUGCUGCGUGGAAGCUGGGAGUCCCUGUAGCAGCUGCCAGCGAUGACAUGCCCGACAAGGCCGCGGAAGCUUCACGCAGACACCGCAUAGCUGCAGAGCUGCGACCGCAAGCCGCCGUGAUGGAGGGUGGCGGCUUCCCCGAGCUGCCCUUGGACUGCAUUUUGCUGACCGCGGAACAGAUUCGCCUGGCUGCUACUUCCUCGCCGGCUGCGCAGGAGCCGUUUGAGACCAGGGUCAGCCCGGAAUCUGUGCUGCUCUACACGUACACUGGUGGAACGACGAAGUUCAGCAAAUGCGUUGUAGUGCUGAAUGCCAUGGCGCUCUGGGAGAUUGCGAACUAUCACACCGUGAUGCAAGGACGCAUGUCCAGUGCGGAUCGUGUGCUGCAGUUUACCUCGGCCUACUGGGGCGCGGCUGCCUUUGGUCAGAUUGACAUUGCUUUGGCCUUCGGAGCGUGCGUCGUUUUCGUCCCGACCGAACCCGGUGCCAAAGGAUUGGCUGCAGCAGUGGAAAGAUACCGAAUCUCGGUUCUUGGCACUGUCCCAUCCUUACUGCGGGCCACAUAUCCAGGAGGCCCGGCUUCUGCACCAUCCAGCUUGCGGGUGAUCAUCACUUGGGGGGAGGCCCUUCCGGUCAAGGUCAGCAGGAUUUGGACGAAGGCAUGCUACGUAGUGGAUCUCCUGAUUGCCAGCGAGUACUGGCUCGCGCUCUCCAGCGACUGCAGCACCUGCGUAGAUCCUGUUGACGGCCAGGAGAAACACGUCUUUCAGCCUUUGCCAUCGCUGCCCAUGUUGCUCCAGACUUCAGAUGGCACGCUGCUGCCGCCUGAGGCUCCGGGCGCGGAGGGCGAGCUCUUGCUGGCAGGUGCCACGGUGUCGCCUGGCUAUGUCGGCGAAGCCGGGAGGGUGGCCACAGUCAGCGAUGCUGAAAGUAUAUGCUGGUUCAAGGGCACACGGUACCUGCGGACACAUGAUCGCCUCCGAUCGGUGGAGGCUGGGCGCUUGGUCUUCUGCGGACGCCUUGGCUCAUUGGCAAAGCGCGGUGGUCAGUUUGUGGAUAUCGAGGCCUUGGCCAGUUCUCUGGCCGCCACCCCAGGCGUCGCAGAAGGGACCGUCCUCUCCGGACCCGAAGCCCUCGAGGCAUUCGUUACCCUGGAGGAGGAGGCAUUGUUGCGACCUCUCACGGAGACGCUGUCGGCGGCGGCGCGGGCAGCAGGAUCCGGCGUUCGCCUGAAUGUUCGAAAUGCGCUUCCGCGACAUCCUGUGACUGGAAAAGUAGACCGACAGCGCUUGCAGGAGCAGCUGCAGUCGCAGAGGGACCGCGAGAAGCAGCAUUGGGAUCGACUCCGACGUGUGCAGAGGGAGAUGCUCAGGUCCUACCGUUCCUGGUAUGCGGUCGCACUGGUGCAGUUGUCGAUACCUGCUGUGCUGGUGUUCCGACUCCUCGGCGGAACCAUGUGGGACUUCCUGUUAGCUUUGCUGUUGCGCUUGCUGGUCCUUCCCUACGCAUGGAUGGCGCUGGGCUACACCCGGCUCCUGCCACUGGGCCGCCAGCAUCGGCAUUAUGAGUGCCUGAGUCCGGCCGAUGUGCUGCUGCUUCUCGUCGGGAGCCUGCCUGGAGUCUUUCUAUGCCGGACUCAGGCUGCACUUCUGUCUCUGCUUGCGUGGAAGCGGCGUCACCCAGCCGGAAAACCUGCCGUGGCUGCCGUGCUUCCGCCCAUGGCACUGCUUGUGCUCCUCUUAGCCCUGCAGGCGCCGCCAGCUCUGGAGGCACUACUUUGUGCAGGAUUUGUGAUCCUUCGAAGCUGCUGUCCAUCUGGAGAUCGGUACUUGUUGCCCAGCCUGCCUGUCAGCUUCUACAUUGUGCUGCCAAAGUGGCUAAGCGAUGAGACUCAGUGGCGCGUGGACCAUGGUGCUUGGCUCCCCCGUCGCAUGCUCUGCCGACUCCUGUGCAGUGCUAAGCCCUCGUGGGAGGACUCUUUGAACUUCGAGGACAAGGGACGGGCUGUGAAGAUCCUGUUUGGAAACCAAGGCCCAGUGCGCGUGGCGAAGGCGAAUCAGGGCCUGUCCCUGACGGUGGAUUUCGCCGGAGAGCCAACUUCUAUGAUCGCAAAUGGUGGUGGAGCUCCUUUGUGCCUGAUGGCUACGAAUGACGACAGCACCGUGCCUGAGGCCAUUUCCGAGAACUCCGCGGACAUCGGCAACAUCGUGCAUGAGGCCAUCCCCGAGAACUUUGCGGACAUCGCCAAGGACACCAACCCCGACGACAACAUCGUGCAGGAGGCCAUCCCCGAGAACUUCGCGGACACUGCCGCCAACACCGCCGACGUUGUGGACAUUGUGAAAAAGGCCAGCGCCGAGGACGCCUUGUCACGGAUAUGGUCGUGGAUAAGGAUUUCCCCGACGGCCCCGCGAACAUCAGCAACGAGAACGAGAGGCACCGGCAAUACGAUGAACCAGGACAGUAGCGAUGGUUCUACAUCGUCAUCAUCGUCGUCUUCUUCCACACAGAAAAAGGACUCGCAUCGCCGCAUCGCGGUGCUCACAGCGGACUUGGAGGAAGUCACGAAUGACCUCUACAGACUACGCGGUUCUACCAUCCAGACUACAGCCGUCAACGUCUUUGCCCUUUUGGAUCUACGGUAUUUUACAUCAUUCACAAUCGGCAGGUCCAAUCUCUCCUCGGGCGCCUUCCAGGACAUCAUGUCGUUUGAUGGUGUUGAGUUCGUGAACAAAAAUGCCCCAGAAGAUGAUUUCGGAGAACCAGCAAUACCUCUGGAUCUUGACGAACAUCAAGCCGGACAGAGCAUGAAGCCGUUUCUGGGGGAGUGUCUCUUUCCCUUGAUUGCACCCCUGCUCACAAGUUUCGGAUUUGUGAUCAUCGGAUGGCCCGGAGUUGGCAAGAGUCCGCUGCUCAUCAUUCUGGCUCUGGCCAUCGGCAGGUAUCACAUCAACGGCCUUGAGCUGGAGGGAGUGUUUGCUGGGUGGAGGAGAGCCAAGGCCAUGGAUAACUUCCGGCGCCGGAAUGCGCAGAUCCACGAAGCCCUGGACGAUCCGACCAUGGACAAAAUGCAACCCGCGGAUAUCAAAUCAUGGCUAACUUCUGAAGAAGACCAGAAUUGUUCUGGUCGGUACACGGACCUGAAGCUUGUCGCAAACGGCCUUCGGGCCUUGGCUGCAGACGACUUUGUGCCUGAAGACGAACCUGCACCGGACAAGCACAGUGUCUCCAUCGACCCGGAGGAGUUUUUCAAGCUCGUCGGGAGAUUCUUUCUUGGCUACAAAGAUCGCAACGCCCUUAUCCGUUGCAUUCGAAUAGAUGACCUCCACGAAGAUCUAUUCACUCCAAGAGACAAAGACUUUUACGCCAAGUACAAAAAUGGCAUCCAUGAGCUGCCUCCUACCUUCGAGGCAGAUGUUGCCGAGGAGCUGGAACUCUUGCAUGCAUAA
Molecule: messenger RNA, 5679 nt
Organism: Symbiodinium sp. CCMP2456
Lineage: Eukaryota; Dinophyceae; Suessiales; Symbiodiniaceae
Source: the annotation of a GenBank genome assembly